AUGGACUUCGACCACCUUCUCCAUCAAUUAGAACCAUUACUGGAUAAUGAAGCCCUUUCCAGGAUACAAGACGACUCAAAUGCGACACAACACAUCGUCACGACGUUAGCGGAACUAGCAGUUCAACUUCGGGCUCCAAACAAUAGAGACGUUGUAAGGGAAAGUGGUAUUUACGACCGUUUUCUGAAGUUUCUGGACUCCGCUUUGGAAAAUAGCGAGUUAUCGGACAACGUCAUCGCCGUGCUAUCAGAGCUGACCCGCUGUUUAGCCAAUUGUUUGGCUGACAACGACCCUAAUAGAAUUAUUUUCAUGGCCCGAUAUGUGAGCGGAAAGAACUCCAAUAGUUCAGGUCUCUCAAAUUUGUUAAAGCUGAGUGUGUCUCACCAUACUUUGAAGUUCAGGUCAUUGGCAUUGAUCAAAAAUCUGUGUUUGGGUAAUCAAGAGUAUUCAGAGGCAAGUUCCUCAAUUUUGACCUCUGAGUUAUUUCAAGUUCUUAGGUCUUGUAGUGCUGAUAGCACUCAAGAAGACGAAAUUGACUCUAUAGCCAUGGCAGCAGAUCUGCUGUUUGAAUUCACAGAAUUUUCAUACAACACAGUUUCAAGAGCUGACAUCGGGAUACUAGUAGAGCUACUGCGGCGGGUUGCACCCAAUUCUGGGUUACAAAGCUCCAGCGAAGAUAGCGGUGAUGAAGAGGAUGCUCAAGGCGAAAUAUCACAGCUUUUGACAGGGAUUGUGGAAGGCGUUGUCUCCAAGAACGAGGACCUGGACUUUUCAGAUUCUGUUGCAACCCACACACUACAAAAGACCGUAUUGGAGUCAUUGGCACUGCUGGAGGCGAAGACAACGCUCGAAAACAAGCUGAUCAUGAUGCGCAGGCUUGUUUCCAUUGCGGGGCUUAUUUCUGCCAGCAAAUCUAAUACCAACCUUCAGGACAGGGAUAUGUGCUACCAGAUUGUCCAGAACGCUGAUGGCGGGUACACAAUCGCUGCUGCGCUUAUCAUACUGUCAAAUUGCGUUUCGUCACGUCAAUCGGCAGACGAGAUAUCUGCAAAUCUGUCACUGGGGCUCAUUAUCGAGAAGUGUGAGGGAUUCAGGGACCCGGUGCAAUUUCAAGGAUUUUUGGACCUUUUGAAGAAGAUUUUGAAUCUAUCUAACGCACACGAGCUACAUGAACCCGAUCUAAGUCUUCUUUCACUGCAAUUGAAAACCUGCCACGAUCAAUGCCAGUAUUUUCAAAGUCUGGCACCGCUUGUGGAUGCUUUUCUUGACAAGUUGGUUGCCGUGCUGCCCGGCUCUGUGCUUCGAAGAACAAUAUUGUCAAACGACAACCUCAAAACUGUCAUCACCGAGCGUGGUGGCAUUGCCACUGCUCUUUUAAUAGACAAACUAGUCUUGCAGCGCAGGGGUCGCGAGGACUACUCACUUUUGGAUACCCUAUGGGCGUCUAUAUUCCGUUUCGUGCGCGAUUCUUCAACGGUCACCCAGCCACAGGGAGUCUCUACGCCCUUCUUGUUCCAACUCAUGAAAUCACUAGGAAUAUAUCUUCGAUCCCUAAGAAUUGAAGACCCCAAUCCUGUGUUUGAAGCGCAUUCUCGCCAGCUUUCCAUGUUGUUCGAUACAAUUGCGUCGUUGGCGACCAAAACCGAUCCUGCAAGCAAAAGCAUCUACAACAACGCCCGUUUCGUCGCAGGAAUGACCAUAAACCUGCUCAAGGAUGUGACAGGACCUACGUACCGCGCCCAACUGCUGGAAUCUGCCACGCAACUGCUUAUGGACCAUUAG
Messenger RNA from Lachancea lanzarotensis, 1782 nucleotides. RefSeq names its product LALA0S01e04016g1_1 (gene BEM4). Gene Ontology annotation, molecular function: guanyl-nucleotide exchange factor activity. Lineage: Eukaryota; Fungi; Ascomycota; Saccharomycetes; Saccharomycetales; Saccharomycetaceae. The transcript has a single exon. Gene Ontology annotation, biological process: positive regulation of GTPase activity. The record is from RefSeq and is a predicted model, not a curated record. Bases 1 to 1782 code for a protein of 593 amino acids. Gene Ontology annotation, cellular component: cytosol.